UCAACUUAUAUGGAAAGUUCUGCCUUUUGAAGAUAUUCAUAAUUUGACAGGAGAUUCUCUGAUGUCAGGAGCCAUGAAGGUUCCUUCACUGACUCCUUUGAAAAACCACAGAUCCACGCACUAACUUUGAAAAAUGUCCAGUCCAGCUGCGCGCGGUGAGACUACAACGAACCACAAUAUUAGAUUGAAACUAGAGUCCUAGUCUGGACAGAUCUGGACAGAUGCAGAUGUUUUGAUGAGAUGUUCUUUAAAGCACUCAGGCUCCCAGAGCAGAGACAGAAAGUGAAAAUUACCUGGGAACAAUUUCCUCGAAGAUUAUGUUUCAUCUAAUGUAUGCUCUUAUUACUGUCAGCGGAUCAGAGUGUACUCUGAGAUUGUGAAGAUCAAAUUAAUUUUGAAGAGAAUGAGGAAAUGUAGUGUAAGCUUUGGGACAUUUACGCACAGAUAGUUAAUUAUUCUCGUGCCACACGUGUGUGCGUAAAGUGGAAGUCUGAGCGCGCACAAAGGCGGAACAUCACAUCACUGCGGGAGCAGCUGUUACCAGAUGCGUUAUUCGGAGUAGGAGUCAGGGCUAUGGACGGUUCAUCGAUUGAUUUCACUGGAACCAUUUUUCAUCCAGCUUCCACGGUGGUCCACUAUGGUCUCGUCCACGAUUCCUGAAUGAAUUCUAACUGAAAAUGAUCACAUUUUUGCUUCUUUUGUUUCUGCGGAACGUCAUUUAGAUCUAAUAAGGAUUCAUUGUCACUGAUGCUUCGCUCGAUUAUGGCUCUUUUUUGGGUCCAGUAAGAGAAGCUCACAGCGUCAGACGCGUCUGCGGCGGUGAAGACCCGUGGAGGGACUGGAGAACUCGCGGCGCGCAGGAGAAGGUCUCUCCCUCUCUUCAGAUCGGAGCUAUUACAACAGAAAACGGAGCGCCAUGGUGAACUCGCUCAUACUGCUGCUCAGCUGGACGAUGAUCUCCGGGGUUGCGAGAGCUCAGAAUGAUACGGAGCCGAUCGUCCUGGAGGGAAAAUGCCUGGUGGUGUGCGACUCCAACCCGGCCACGGACUGGAGGUCCUCGUCCUCUCCGCUCGGCAUCUCCGUGCGCGCCGCCAACUCCAAGGUGGCUUUUUCUGCAGUCCGGAGCAACAAUCAUGAGCCGUCAGAAAUGAGCAACAAAACAAGAAUAAUCUACUUCGAUCAGGUGCUUGUGAAUAUAGGAAACUACUUCACAUUUGAGUCUGUCUUUCUGUCCCCAAGAAAAGGAGUCUACAGUUUUAACUUCCACGUCAUCAAAGUGUACCAGAGCCAAACUAUACAGGUUAACUUGAUGCUAAACGGAAAACCAGUCAUCUCUGCCUUUGCAGGCGACAAAGAUGUGACUCGUGAAGCUGCCACCAAUGGAGUUCUACUUUACCUUGAAAAAGAGGACAAAGUUUAUCUGAAGCUGGAAAAGGGAAAUCUAGUGGGCGGAUGGCAAUAUUCAACGUUCUCUGGCUUCCUCGUUUUCCCUCUGUAGAAGAAAAUAAAAAGCAAGGAAAAAGAAAGGACAAUUGUAAGUCUACAGACUUCUUCAUAAUGUGUUGUCACAGUAUAAUCAAAACAUUGCUGCUUCAUCUGCUGGAUUCAGCCAGACUGAGAAAUGACAUGAAUAAAUACAUCACUACAUGGAAAGGAAAUGACUUUGGAAAAUGCUCAGAUUCUGGGGAGAAGUCAGGUUUGGAUCAAAAAGACUUGAAAUAUUCCUAAUCGCUACCAUCUGUUUCUGUCACUCAAGCAGCCCCAGAGAAGAGCACUUGUAAAAGACACUGUUCAAACUUUGAUUUGAUGAAAUAUGCUUAGGAUGCUGUGAUUUUAUUUUGUUUUUGUGCCACGAUUAUGGAGUUUAGUUUCAUCUGCUUUUGUUGGUGUAAACUGUAUUUGCCUUUGUUGGCUGUAUCAACUACCAUGACCAAUGUAUACAUAUGAGAACAUGAGUGCAAGGAAUCUUAACCAGACCAGUAACACAAAAUACUCGGUUUCUGAGUUUGUUGGAGCAGUAACUUAUUUUAGAAUCCGUCCAAGACAUAAAUGAACUAAGCCACUUCUUAGCAUGCCAACAGAGGCUUAAGUUUUCUAAAUGCCUACUUUUAUAAAUUUCUAUUACUCCCUUCAAUUUCAGUGUUGUAGGAAGAAAUGCUGCGAUGCAUGAAAAGGAUCCAGAAUCUCCUUCCCACCCUUGAACACAGAAGCAGACAGAAUUUCAUGAGCUAUCGCUCAGCUAGCGCGCUAUUGAUUUUUCAUAUAUGUCAAAAGGUUCCAUAGCAUGAGCGGUGUAGCUUUUACACACCGCGUACACUACAUGUGUACCACAUCAACGGUGUUUUUGCAACUGCUACUCAUUAUUGCAUCAGUGGCACAACAAUUACUAACCGUUUCACAUUCAACACUAUGUAGACAAUCUGUCUGCGCUAAUGAAGAAUCACUCACCUCAAGCUGCCAGAUACUUGAAACUUAAGAAACUGACAACUUGUACUUUAUGACUGACAGAUAUCUGAGUUGACCAGAUAAGAAUGUAGUGUAGGGCAAAUACUGAUCUCAUCCAAGGAUCAGUAUUUGAGGACUUUACUGGGGAAUGUAAAUCCAAAUUAUUUGUGGAAAAUAGUUAAAAAUACUUAAAAUAUUCAAAUGAAAUGCAACUUUGGAAGCUGAAAUACUUGUGGGAAAUGCUACCUAACAUGAUAUUGCAUUGUAUUUGGAAACCAGCCAAUCCAAGAGUGCCAUUCAUUUUCCUGGUUUUGAUUGGCUGUACCCCCAGUAGUGAAGAAAGACCAUAGAUGUUUGCUCCUGCUUCCCAAGACUGUUUCCUCUGUGCGCAUUAAUACAUAUUAAAUGCUGUGUUUGAACUAUCAGAGGGGUCACUAAGUAUUUGCAGAUUCAUGAGUUGUUGUGGUCCCUGACUUCUGGAAAAUGGAGUUUAGAUCUGUGAUAUGUCAGGUCGAGCUUUACAUCUAAGCCAUACUUACAGAUACCAGCGGGCCUCUGCAGUUCUACAAAUGCUAAGGAACAUCUUCAUAGUUUGAUCAUAGUCUUAAGUACAUGACAUGAGUUCAGUCAGCUCUGCUGCUUGGGUCACACUUUAGGUACAUUGUAACUUUACAGGACUACAAAUUAAUUUCUUCAUAUAAUCAAUCACCAAUUUGUCUUAAAGUCGACCAAAACUGACAGGCCAUUAUAUUCAGAAAACCAAGUCAAAACAAAAUGAACAGCAACUUUAAUGAAUGCUAUAUUUAACAUUAUAAAUUCCUGGAACAAAAACAAAUAAGUCUUACCAAGUGCUAGUUGCUUUAUUAUAUAAUGUGAAGUGAAUAAUUUGUCAAGCAUAACAUUAUGUUGUACUGUCUAUUUUAAGAAAUGAUUUAUUUGCUUAUAAGUGACAAGUUUUGUUAAAAUAUAAAUGUUAGGGCAUGGGCUGCUGUUUCUAACAGAGAUUCCAAAUCCACUUUUGGCAUUGAUUUAAAUUUGACUAGACUUCCAGAGGGAAGAGAAAGGAUUCUAAAAUAAAUAAUUUAUUAUAAGGUGCUCAGAAAUCUCAUGUUUGAACAUUUUGCUGAGUCAUAUUAAAAAUUUGUGAUAUGUGUGACCUUAAGAACCAUAAAAUUAUUACAGCUGAGAAAACAAACAUUGACUACAAGGCAGAAGACAAGUAAAAUAACCACAAACAUCAUAUGUAAUAUUCCAUCCAUAUCCCUCUCCCUGUCCAUCAAUCUGGUGUUAUCCUGAUUGAGCAGGUCUGUAAUUAAGGUCAGCUGCCGUGUAAUCCAGUUGGCAAGUGAGGCAGGCGCCUAUUUUUCCACAUUCCUGGCAUCGUAAUCUAGCUCUGGGGAUGACUUAAUUUCCAAUAAAACUUGCUUAUUAUAACUUUAAGUGUGCAAACAGCAUCUCUUUUUGCACAAUCAGCUUGUGGUUCAUGAGCCUCACAGCUGAAAAGGCAGGUGAACAUGCAUUUCACUUGUAAAUUCUUGCAGCAGCCUAAGUAUAACAAAACUUCUGUUGAAUUUAAACAUUUAAAUGUUGCUACUCAGCUCAGCGUGCGAUGGCUUCUCUGCAAACGUAGAAGCAAAUUUACUCCUUUUGUAAACUAUGGAAGUCACGAUUAGCAUUGUUUCAACCAGAAAACAAUCUCUCAUGUGAAAUGCUGUCUUACACUAAUUAAAAUAAUGGUUCUUAGUUCUUGUGCAUUGUUCCUUUAUUUUCUUGUUUUUGAAUGAUGAACUAUCCUAAAUAUCACAAUCAUUCUGUAAGAAGCUAUAAAACACGGUGACGGACUGUAAGGUAAGAGGUGAUAUUUAUCAUCCUGAUAGUUUACAGUGACACACAUCAGAAACUGUUGGAGAAAAUAAGACAGGUUUUAACAGCAAAUCCAGAAUAUUCUCUGAUAAAGUUCUGUCCCAAAAGGUUCUUUCCAAAGAACAAAACAUUAAAGCAUUUAUCAAACUCCUCAGUAGAGCUUCAUGUUGGUUUGCUGAUUUUAAUUGUCACAGAAUUGAAACAAAUGAAAUGUGUAUCAGCUCAGUUACAUUUGGGGGUGAAAUUCCUUGCUAAUGGUUCACAGUGCUGCUAAAACUCCUGUGGCUUCAGUGGGUGAUUAUUUUAAUAUUUAUACAAAUUAUUUUUUUCAGUAAAUGUUUAAUUGUAUACAUCAGUGUACUCAUGUAUUAAAGAAUAAUAACAUUGAAUGAUGAAUAAACAUUGUUUUUUUUAAAUGGAUUCAGAUCUUGUUCAGCUUAAAUUGCCUGGAAAAACAUUUACACAGUGGACAGUUUUUUAUUUGAAAUCCACAAGCUUUUUUAUUUCUUUGGAACUUUAUGUGCUCUACCAACACAAACAAAUACAAGGUAAAAGGAAUAUUAAAACACAUCCAAAAACAUGUGGCACAACUUCACCUGCCCUCCUUUACCUCAGAUUAAAUCCAGUGCAACACCAAGCACUGUGCCUCUCCUCUUCACAGUUCAGUAUUUGUAGAUUCACCUACCUGCAGAUUUUUCUGUGGAUCAUAACUUAAAAUUUUUUCCCAGAAAAUCUGAAAGAAGAUGCAGCUUGUGAAGCUGAAAGCGCCAUUGUGAAGUGCCAUUCAUGUUCCCUGCUGCUGAUUGGCUAUCAGCUCAUGUUGCCAUGAUUGCAGAAUCAAAGAGGCGUGGCUUUCAACUCAGAGGGGAUUUUCCUCUGCGAUGUUACAACCAGGGAUGUUGCAAUCUUCACACAUGCUGUCCAAAUGCAUUUAGUGCUUUAAAUCCAAGAAAACGUUGUUGUUAAACUUCCUCAGCAUCUUACUAAAUGCUUUUCUUUAUUUUAUUUUUUUUCUGUUUUGGUGUCUGAAUCGCUUUAGGUAUUGCUUGUCUAAACCAGAUAGUGCAGUACUCGGUUUGACAUGAUAUGUACACAUGAAUAUGUCACAAUGUUCUCUUUUUAUUUUUUCUGUAUGGAACGUAUGAUUCCAUUGUGCAAAUAUAGCAGCUUAUGUUGUCU
This is a messenger RNA of Poecilia reticulata (guppy), 5487 nucleotides long. It is a transcript of the gene cbln4, whose product is annotated as cerebellin 4 precursor. Gene Ontology annotation, cellular component: synapse. Gene Ontology annotation, molecular function: protein binding. Lineage: Eukaryota; Metazoa; Chordata; Actinopteri; Cyprinodontiformes; Poeciliidae. The record is from RefSeq and is a predicted model, not a curated record.